Messenger RNA from Cladophialophora bantiana CBS 173.52, 2079 nucleotides. RefSeq lists its product as uncharacterized. The record is from RefSeq and is a predicted model, not a curated record. Gene Ontology annotation, molecular function: zinc ion binding; DNA-binding transcription factor activity, RNA polymerase II-specific; RNA polymerase II cis-regulatory region sequence-specific DNA binding. Gene Ontology annotation, biological process: DNA-templated transcription; positive regulation of transcription from RNA polymerase II promoter by galactose. The coding region runs from base 1 to 2079 and encodes 692 amino acids. Gene Ontology annotation, cellular component: nucleus. The transcript is spliced from 3 exons. NCBI's taxonomy places the organism in Eukaryota, Fungi, Ascomycota, Eurotiomycetes, Chaetothyriales, Herpotrichiellaceae.
AUGAGAAGCAAUGUCCCUACAUUACCCGGAGAGAUCGAAGGCUCUGUUCAGGCCCACGACGAUGGCCAAACGAUCAGCGCAGGGAACCAAUGCGCGGUCUCUUCACAAACUCAGCCACCGGGCCGUCCUGGUGCCAUCGAUCAACAGCAACAAACGCGACUACCUAGCGAAAGCCACACCGCUGGAUCCGAUCCCGUGACAGUAUUGAGCGAUGCAAACAAGGGAACUCCAACUGAGUACUUCGGCGAGUCUUCGACUUUUGACUUCAUGGCCAAAGUCAGCUCUCCAGAGAAAGAAGCAUCGACUGCGCGGUCAGGGGUUCCCGCCGGAGGAUCUGCCUUGAGAGACCCCAGCACUUCCCUUGCAAUCUCGUCUUCAUCAGUACCGGUGUUCGAGCUUUUGAGCGCUGAAUCUGACGACCCAUUUGGUCUACCGUCGCGAUUCGUGGCUGAUCGUCUGGUGGACGCAUAUUUCAAAUACCGGCAUCCGCUGAAUCCCUAUCUGCAUGAAGGAACAUUUCGACAGAGAUAUCAACGGUUGUGGUUGAGUCAAGAUCUAGGUGGAGAGGAAGCCACACAGCAGAGUCUAGCCUGGUAUGGACUUGUCAACCUUGUGUUUGCAUUCGGAAGCGAUCAUGCCAAUGUCACCGGCCGUUCCACUGGUGAUCGGUCCCGUUACUUCAAAAGAGCCAAGACCCUGCUCGUGGCUGGACUGUUACAAGUCAGCACCAUCGAGCUUGUCCAAGCUUUGCUGUUGAUGGGUCAGUACCUCCACGGUGCCCUCGAGCUCAAUAAUUGCUGGACGGUUAUCGGACUUGCAAUCCGUACAGCGCAAGGGUUAGGGCUGCACCUCGACCCCGCCACCUUCACAUCAGAUGUGAUCGAGCAGGAAGUGCGCAAGAGGGUGUGGUGGGGCUGCUUCGUUCUUGAUCGAGUCUUGAGCAUGAAGGUCGGACGACCCACGAUUCCGGACGGCCCGGGGAUCGAGGUGGGUAUGCCACUGGCAGUCGACGACGAGUUCCUGUCCCGCGAAGAGGGUCAGUCUGUUCAACCUCAGGGUGUGCCUUCCAAGCUAGAGUACUUCAAUCAGGUCAUUCCGCAGUGCCGCUUGAUGGAAAAGAUCCUAAAGACUCUGUACAGCGGUGACGGGCCCGGAGACAACACGCAGAAGGCGAGACCAGUAAUGGAUACCACUCAAUUCUUGGCCUUGUCGAUCCAGCUCGACGGAGAGUUAACCACAUGGCAAGAAAAUCUCCCGAGUCAUCUCAAACCAGGAGCAGAGGGCUUGGAGUGGCACUUCGAAAGGCAGAGAAAUGUGCUGCUGAUGAGAUAUCUUCACGCGCGGCAUCUUAUUCACCGCCAGACUCUGCUCCUUUACAUCACACGUCGAGUCAUAGACCACUUUCAGCGCGAAAUCAUGCUCAAGUGUGUCAAACGCUGUGUAACAGCAGCUUACGACUCGAUCACUCAGAUGGGGAGCUUGCAUCAUCAGAACAAGCUAUCAUCAUUCUGGCACAAUUCGCAUUAUGUAUUUGCAGCCCUGGGCGUCCUCCUCGUUUAUCAGACGGUGGAUCCUCAAUCUAAGGCUGAUAUUGCUUUGCCUCCUAAUGUGGACGUCGACCAUGCGGUUAGAAUAGGCCUUGAACUGCUUCAGCGCGUUGGUGGCCAAAUGCACCCGCUUGCAUCACGAUAUGUUCAAGCCAUUCAACAACUGCGAGCGAGGCUGCAGACCUUGCCCACAUCCAAAAACAAGCCCCUAUCCAGAGAAGCGACCAAUUCUGACAGGCCCAGAGCGCAAUCAGGGGUCGCGUCUUCUGCUAAUGUCAGUCAGUCACAAGUAUCUGCUAAUGCUAUUGGAUAUCAGUAUCCUCAACAAGCGCAGCAUCAGCAAGCUGCCAAUGCCAUGUACCCUGCCUAUGGGCAAGAUGCAUAUCAAUCGAUGCCGGGGGAAGGGUCUCUCAGGGCCGGGUUCGAGGACGAGUUGGCAAACAUUGAGAGCAUGCUCAUGGACAGCACCGGCUGGACGGGCCUGAUGGACGAUUGGAGUGACAAUCCGGUACAUGCACCCUUGAAACAAUGA